Melospiza melodia melodia is the source of this 1913-nucleotide messenger RNA. RefSeq names its product kelch repeat and BTB domain containing 13 (gene KBTBD13). Bases 122 to 1504 code for a protein of 460 amino acids. The record is from RefSeq and is a predicted model, not a curated record. Gene Ontology annotation, molecular function: protein binding. Lineage: Eukaryota; Metazoa; Chordata; Aves; Passeriformes; Passerellidae. Gene Ontology annotation, biological process: regulation of the force of skeletal muscle contraction; relaxation of skeletal muscle. The transcript has a single exon.
CCGGGCAGCUCAGCAAAGGCAUCAAAGGCUGGAGAAGGCCGAGGGGGCUGCGCAGGGGCGCGGCACAGAGGGGCACCGGGUGCUCCCCCACCCCUGAGAGCUGCUGAGGUCCCAAGCGAGGAUGACCCCGGAGGAGGAAGGUUCCCAGGCAGGGCCCCCGGAGCGGGUGCGUAUCCGGGUGGAGGAGCAGUCAUUCUCGGUGGAGAAGGCCUUGCUGGUGGAGAGCAGCGAGUACUUCCGUGCCCUCUUCCGCUCGGGCAUGAGGGAGAGCACGCAGGAGGAGAUCGGCCUGGGGGAGCUGAGUGCAGCCGGGUUCCUCGCCAUGCUGCGGGUGCUGGCGGGCGAGAGGCCCAUCCUUGGCAGCGAGGAGACCUUCCAGGCAGUGGAAUGUGCUGCCUUCCUGCAGGUGAAGCCCUUGGCCAAGUACUUGAUCCACUCCAUCAACUCUGACAACUGCAUCCUGCUGUACCAAGCCGCUGCCAUAUUCGGCCUCCUGGAUCUCUUCCACUGUGCCGCACUCUACAUCAGGGACAGCUACGCUGAGCUGGAGGAGUACCUGGACUGCCUCUCCGAUGACCUGCUGGCCUAUGUGGAAGCCCUCCUCCCCAGCACCUUUGUGGCAGUGGGAGCCCACACACCCACCUUCGAGUUCUUGGAGGACCUCUCCAGGACCAUCUGCUACCUGGAUGAGGAGACCAACACAUGGAGGACCCUCUCCUGCCUUCCGCUGAGCGCCAGCACAUUCCUAGCCGGCAUGGCAACCAUGGAUAACAAGAUCUACAUCGUGGGCGGCGUCUACGGGGCCAACAAGCAGGUGGUGGAGAGCAGCUUCUGCUACGAUGCUGAUGCCAACACCUGGAGCGAGUUCCCCAGCCCUCACCAGCUGCGCUACGACGUCAGGCUGGUGGGCCACGAGGGCUACCUCUACGCCAUUGGUGGUGAGUACGAGAAGAUCUCGCUCAAGUCCGUGGAGAGGUACGACCUGGCCUCCAGCACCUGGACCUUCGUCUCUGACCUGCCGCAACCGAGCACGGCAGCACCCUGUGCCCAAGCCUUGGGGCAGAUCUUUGUUUGCUUGUGGCAGCCACUGGACACCACUGUCAUCUAUGAGUAUGAAACCCAGCAAGACGUGUGGCUUCCCGUCACCGAGCUCAAGCGGCACCAGAGCUACGGGCACUGCAUGGUGGCCCAUCGUGACAACCUCUACGUCAUGCGCAACGGCCCCUACGACGACUUCUUGCGCUGUGUCAUCGACUGCUUCAACCUGACGUCCCGGCAGUGGAGCGCCCUGCCCGGGCAGUUCAUGAACAGCAAGGGAGCUCUCUUCACCGCCAUCGUCAGGGGUGACACCAUCUACACUGUCAACAAGAUGCUGACGCUCCUCUACUCCGUGGAAGAGGAGACCUGGAAGCAGAAGAAGGAGCGGGCAGGUUUCCCACGCAGCGGCUCCCUGCAGACCUUCCUCCUGCGGCUGCCAAGACGUGACCACGACAUCGCGACGUAGCUGCUCCCGUGUCCCAUGUCAGGAUGCUCUCCUUGCACAUGGCCUCAGCUCUGCACUCACUGCUGCCCUGGGCUUCUCUCCUCCUCCAUGGAGCUGUGCUCAGGCCCAGGGAUGCAUCAUGUUGGACCUUGGAGGUGACAUUAGACCCUGCCAGAGGGAAAGGGCAGCUGCUGUCCCCUCUUCCUGCCCUGCACGGGCACAAAGCCCUGUCAGCCAUGAGCUCACAAGCCAUCUGUGUGCAGGACAUUGUGGCUUCUGCAGAGGACAGAUUCCAUAGAAAUGCAAACAUGGGAUUUAUUUAUUCUGACUGCACUCUGAGGGUGUGCAGCAUUCCACCUCCUCUCUGCCUUGAUGGGAAAUCAUUCAUUUCAUGCUGGAAUUAAAAGGAAAGCUAUAGAAAAGCUUCUCA